GUGUUUCGCAUGCACUAUUAUAGAUUCUUCGUCUUUGUACAAGUUGAGCCUAAAAAUAGGCCCCUGUUGGACUUUGAAGGGUUGAAGCAGCUGAUGAAGCUAGCAGCAGUGGAUUCCGGGGCUUGGUUUCGGCAUGGAUAAGGCUGCUCUUUUUCACAUAGGCUCUGAAUGAGUAGGUCAACCCCAGAGAAGGGAUCUUCUCUAGUCUCGCGAAUAUACACCGGGUAACGAUGGCCACACCAAUAGACCCCCUAGAGGAGCCCCGGAUAUAUCAGCAGACGUUACUGCAAGAUGGCCUCUACGAUCUUCUGGAGAAUGACAAGCUGGUGGACUGUGUUUUAAAGAUCAAAGACAAGGAGUUCCCAUGCCACCGGUUGGUGCUGGCAGCCUGCAGUUCUUUCUUCAGGGCCAUAUUUGUGUCGGACCUUGAAGAGAGCAAGAAGCGGGAGAUUGUGCUGAACGAUGUGGAGCCAGGUGUCAUGGGCAUAAUCCUCAAGUACAUCUAUACUUCCAGCAUCAACGUGACGGAGCAAAAUGUCCAGGAUAUCUUCAUGGUUGCCAACAUGUUCCAGAUACCCUCCGUCUUCACUAUCUGCAUCUCAUUCCUCCAGAAGAGGCUCGGUCUCAGCAACUGCCUGGCCAUAUUCCGACUGGGUCUGAUGCUGGAUUGUCCACGUUUGGCUCUCUCCGCCCGGGAUUACAUCUCUGACCACUUCCAGCUGAUUUCGCAAGACCAAGACUUUCAACAAUUAAGUGCUAGUGAGCUGGCUGCCAUCAUCACCUGCGAUUCUCUCAACGUGGAGAGCGAAGAGGUGGUCUUUGAGACUUUGCUGAAGUGGGUGGACCACAGCAAGGACACCAGGCUCAAGGACCUGCCCGACUUGGUGGACUGCAUUCGCUUUCGACUCAUCUCGCCCGACUACUUCGCCGAGAAGGUGGAGAAGAAUGAAUGGAUGAAGUCCAACGAGAAGAUUGCAGAGAAGCUACAGCUGGUCAAGGACGCUUAUCAGGGAAAGCUUCCAGAAGUCAACAAGAGUGAGAAGAAAAAAUCAGAUGUGGAUGAAGCAGAGGGAGGAGAGGACAAAGAGCAGGAAGAGGAGGACUUACUUCCGGGGAUCCUGAAUGACAACCUACGUUUUGGCAUGUUCCACAAAGAUUUGAUAUUCAUGAUUAGUGAAACGGGAACAAUAGCUUACGACCCCAUAGGAAACGACUGCUUCGUGGCAUCUCUGUCAACUCAAAUUCCCAAGAACCAUUCUAGCAUAGUGACCAAGGAGAACCAGAUCUUUGUGGCUGGGGGACUUUUCUACAAUGAGGAGAGCAAAGAGGAACCACUGAGUUCUUACUUCUUUCAGUUCGAUCCUGUUGGCCAGGACUGGCUGGGGAUGCCCCCUCUCCCCUCUGCACGGUGUUUGUUUGGGCUUGGUGAGGUGGAGAGCUCCAUCUUUAUUAUUGGAGGCAAGGAACUGAAGGAGGGGGAGCGUACGCUGGACUCCGUAAUGGUGUACAACAGACAGUCUUUCAAAUGGGAAGAUUCAGCAGCCCUUCCGUACUUGGUCUAUGGCCAUGGAACGAUUUCCCAUGAUGGAAUUGUAUACGUAAUAGGAGGAAAGUCUGAUGACAAGAAGUGCCUAAGGAGGGUGUAUGCGUACAGCGCCAAGACAUCGAAGUGGAAGGAGCUGGCUCCGAUGAAGACUGCUCGCUGCCUUUUUGGUGCCGCCGUCCACAAGGACAAGAUCUACGUGGCGGCCGGGGUCACGGACUCAGGCCUCACUAGCACCAUGGAAGUCUACGACAUUUCUAAGAACAAGUGGUCAGACUUUGUGGAGUUCCCCCAGGAACGCAGCUCACUCUGCCUGAUCACACUGGCCGGCACUCUCUACGCUGUGGGGGGGUUUGCCAUGAAGCCCAGCGACUCCAGCGACGAGCUCAUUCCCACUGAGAUCAACGACAUCUGGAAGUACGACGAGGGAGAACGGAAGUGGAACGGAAUUCUGAGAAACAUCCAAUAUGCGUCGGGAGCCACCAUACUGGGCGUACGUCUGAAUACGCUGCGUUUGACCAAAAUGUAACGAAACAGCGCCCCCUGCUGAUCGGCCAGGCCGUUUGCAGAGCGCUUUCCUUCACAGACUGUUCAAUUCAUACGACAAAAACACUGAAUAUUCACUGUAAGAAGAGCAACAGCAAAGAUUAUCGUAUUCAACUAUUAUUUAGACCAGUUUAAUAUCCUACUGCGAAGGCUACCGUCGUCUUUCUAAAGAAGCAGUUGACCUACCUGGAAAACGUGACUCAUGACGUACUGCUUAUAUAUAUCCAUUAAAUCGUUUUAAUGUCAGGACAGUCAGAUUUAAUUUUGAAAGCAAACCGAAACCGAGCACUCAUACCUGUCAGUCUGGUACCGAAAAUGGCCCGGUUGCAGAACCACGGGAAAGAUAGUUUGCAGUUAGCGAUUCGGGAUCCCAUUGAAUUUCUUUACAGUUCAUUAACGUGUACAUUAAACGAUGGCAUUUCGUUA
Paramormyrops kingsleyae is the source of this 2515-nucleotide messenger RNA. RefSeq names its product kelch-like protein 40b. Gene Ontology annotation, molecular function: protein binding. Lineage: Eukaryota; Metazoa; Chordata; Actinopteri; Osteoglossiformes; Mormyridae. The record is from RefSeq and is a predicted model, not a curated record.